AUGAAUAACGGAUUACAUAAAUUAUUUCAAUCAGUUAUGAAUAUCAAUAACCAAAAUCAACAACAACAAGAUGGUGAACAACAGCAACAAGAGACAUCUACAUCUACUACAACAACUACAACUACAAAUGAAGAUGAGAAUAAUGUAAUGAGAUUCUUUAACAAGUUGACACCACCAACAACUAAUCCAACAACAACAACAACAAAUACACAACAACCAUCACCACCUAUUGAACAACAACAACAACAACAAGAAAUGUUAACACCAUCAAAGAAACCAUUAAAAUCAUCAAUUGGAGGAGGUGUAUUACCAAAUUUAAGUUUUGAACAAUCAAAUAAUAUUACAACAAGUCAUAAUGGAGUUUAUUUAAAUGGAAAUGAAAUUACAAUUGAUCAAUCAAUAGCAAUGAAAUAUAUUUCAGAUUUGGAGAGUCAAACGAUAACCAUUAUUCCAUCGUCAUUAAAAUAUCUUUGGGGAAGAUUGAUAUCGGUCAACAAUAAUUACAUUUGCUAUGCUGUCAAGGGUGAAAAGAUACGUGUACUUGAAAGAUCGAGUUCACAAAAGGCACUGAUUAAAGAUAUCGUUGGUACAAUCACUGACAUGCAAUUCUUUAACGACCAGUCCAAUCUAUUGGCCUGUGUCACUGAUAGUGGAGCACUCUAUGUCUAUGACAUUGAAUCAAAUCCAUCAACUGCCGGUGCCAUCUCUACUCAACUGUGUCUCUUUUCUACGACUGCAGUCUCUGCCGAUGUUAACCCACAAAUGUUGCCCAAGGUAUGUUGGUGUGGUCCAACACGAAUUGCCAUUGGAGGAAGUGGAGUGGCUGCUCUCAGUAUAGUUGACUUUUCAACAUCACAACAACAACCAUCCAUCCUCUCGAUCGCCGUACAAGCCGGUGCCAAUAUCAAUGCUCUUGCAUACAAUCCAUCCAACUCUAUUCUCGCAUACGGUGGUGCAAAUGGAUCGGUUGGAUUGAUCGACCUCAAUGCCACCUCGCUAAAGAGUAGCACAACAUCAUUGUCAACAGAAGAGAUUCACUUUGUAUCGUUUAUUGGACAAGGAGAUCAUUUGAUUGUAGCAAGUCGUGGUAAUCGUGACAUAUCAGUGGUCAAGAUUGACGGUUGGAAAGUUGUACAAAAGGUUACCAUCCAAAAUGGAGGUGACCAACCAUGUCUAUUAAAUUCAGUAGAUCAAUACCUAUUUGUCAUUCAUACUGGUUGUUCAAGAGGUUAUGUUUUACAUUUUGAUCAACAAUUAGAACAACAACAAUCGACCUCCGAGACAACUCCACACUUUGAUUAUAUUACAGAGUUUGAUGUUAAAAAGCCAGUACUUAGUUACACUGUAAAAUCAAUCACAUCGACUCCAGUCGCCCGUACUUCAAUGCGUGAAGAGAGAAAGGAAAAGAAAUUUACAAUCUAUUCUGUUCAAGGUCAUGCUAUCCUCUUUCACAGUAUCCAACUAUCUCAAGCCUAUUUGGAAUCUGAUAUUUAUAAUGAUAGAGAUGGUCAAACUAUUGGUCAAAAAUUAACCGCUGCCACCUCUGUCGCUGUUUCAUCUCCACCAUUACCACCAGCAACAACCGAACAAGAUAUAUUGGAAUUGCUCACACCAGGAAAAUUACUUGUAAAUAUUCCUUCAUCUCCACCACCAGUAUCACUUCCAGAUCCAACCAAAGAUUUGAAAGAUUUAUUAUCCUCUACUACAACAAAUGUUUCAUCGCUAAAGUCUCAUGUUGAAGUUAAUAUUUCUCCAGAAAAUGGUGAUGAAAAAUCGAUACCAUCACCAUCCUCCUCGUCCAACAAAAAGAAAAAGGUACCAAAAUCUCAAUUAACCAAACAGCAUCCAUCAAGUGAAUUGUUACCUUCACCAAAAUCAUCAGUCUCUCCAAGUAUUUCAGAAUCAGACUUGACAUCUGUUGAUCAAUUACUUAGUCCUGCUAGUUUGGUUAAUCAAACUACUUCUCCAACAAUCACAAAAAAAAAUAAUAACGGUACUUCAUCACCACAACCAAUUAAAAAGGAAAAGGAAUUGACAUCAGCAACUACUACAACUACAACAACAUCACCACCAGUUUCUGUUAAACCAAAAUCAAAAACACCAUCGAUUAGACCAACACCACUUCAAAUUCCAACUGUUAACCCGCCAAGUAGUAGUGGUGGUAGUAGUCUUAGUCUUUCUAAUCAAUCAAUUCUACCAACAACAGUACAACCGAUUCAACCAACAAUUCAAUCAACAAAUCAACAACCAAGUCCAACUCUUCAAGCUUCUCCAAUUAUUACAAGUACUCCUCCUCCACCACAACAAUCAACUACUACUAUAGUAGAUCCAAUUGUAUCAUCAUCAUCAUCAUCAAAGUCAACUUCAACUUCUUCAAUUGAUGAACAAAUGAUUACAAAUUUAAUUCAAACUACAAUUAAAAGUAAUCUUGAAAAGAUGGUAAAAAAGGAAGUUGUACCAGUACUAUAUAGUCUUGAAAAGUCAUUGGGUGUAACUUUUGAACAAUUGGUUGGAAAGAUUGUACAAGAAUCUGUUAAAAAGAUUGGAACAAAGUCUGAAUCUAUUCUAAAGACUAGUUUGGAUGGAUUGAAUUCUCAGCUCAAAACAUCAACCGUCACUGAAGCCAUCGAAUCUACGAUCAAGCAACAGAUUGAAGCUGUAUUUUUAGAAUAUUUUGGACAAGUUUUGGUACCAGGAUUUGAAAAGUCUUGUAUGACCAUGUUUAAGCACAUCUCGGUUGUGUUUGAACGUGGACUUGUCGAAAGUAGUCAGCAAUUCCAACUUUCACUACAAGCCCAACAACUUGCCAGUCAAGUAGCUCUCACUGAACAACUCAAACAACAAAAGGAAUCAACCGAUCUCAUUUUGAAUGGUCUAUUGCAACAACAACAACAAAUGCAAACCGAUAUGAAACAACUGAUGAAUAUUAUUCAAUUCCAACAACAUCAAUUACAACAACAACAACAUCAAACAAGUGCACCAUCAGUAUUCCCAACUUCUACCAAUAAUAAUAAUAUGUCAUCACCACAUCAAAAUAUGAUGAAUCUUUAUAAUAGUCCAGGUCAACAACAACAACAACAACCAAAUGCAUCAAUGUUUCCUCAACAUUUAGGAUUUCAACAACAACAACCUCAACAACCUCAACAAACAUUUUCACCAACCAUCAAACCAGUAUCAUCAUUAAUUUAUCCAGAAUUGAAAAUAUUUAUUGAAUCUGGAGAUUAUUCGAGUGCCUUUAACUUUGCAUUGAAUGCAUCAAACUUGACCAUGGUAGUUGACCUCUGUUCAGUAUUGGAUCCAACCGAGGUGUAUGGACGCAAGAACCUUCAAAACCCAACCAUCAUUUCAUUGAUCCAACAACUAUCAUUUGACCUCAACAAUGAAACCGACCUCAAAUUGAAAUGGAUCAAGGAGAGUAUCUUUCAAUUGGACCCAAAUCAUACCUCUAUCGCCGAGAUUGUUAGAAAAGUCUUGCUACCAAUUAAAUUAAAAAUAGAAUCUCAACCCCAUAUCUUGGCUAAAGAAUAUUAUACUCAUCCUAUACUUUCAGCUUUAAAAAUAAUUUUAAAAUAA
Molecule: messenger RNA, 3573 nt
Organism: Cavenderia fasciculata
Lineage: Eukaryota; Evosea; Eumycetozoa; Acytosteliales; Cavenderiaceae
Exons: 2
Coding region: 1-3573 (1190 amino acids)
Biological process (GO): deadenylation-independent decapping of nuclear-transcribed mRNA
Cellular component (GO): P-body
Molecular function (GO): protein binding
Source: RefSeq, a predicted model, not a curated record